Ogataea angusta is the source of this 1374-nucleotide messenger RNA. RefSeq lists its product as uncharacterized. Lineage: Eukaryota; Fungi; Ascomycota; Pichiomycetes; Pichiales; Pichiaceae. The transcript has a single exon. Gene Ontology annotation, cellular component: fungal-type cell wall. The record is from RefSeq and is a predicted model, not a curated record. Bases 1 to 1374 code for a protein of 457 amino acids.
AUGAUCUUCAACAAAGCUACGCUCCUUACCGUGUUUUCAGCCAUCUGGGCCACUGCCCACGCCGGGUGCUCCUACGAAGACGGCAACUACUACUGUUCCCAGACAAAUGCCAUCGUCUACGAGGGCAUCGGCUACUCUGGCUCCUACUCUGACGUCACCGACAUCGACGAGUCCUCGUGUCAGUGCUCGUCGGAGACCAAGUCGUUCUCUGGUACCCUGUCUCCUUUGGACGAGGAACUUUCCGUGCACUUCAGAGGUCCUUUGAAGUUGCUGCAGUUCGGUGUCUACUACCCGUCUUCUUCGUCUUCCAAGGUGAAGAGAGACGAGGACGACGAGGAGUGCCAAACCACCGUCCAUGCUCACCACCACCACAGAAGAGCCGUUGACUACGUUUCUGUCACCGCGACCGUGUACGUCGACCAGGACGGCAACACGAUCAGCGGUACCACCAGUGCAUCCACUGCAGAGAUGAAGGUCAUCACCAGCGAGAGCGCUGCCUCUUCCACCGACGGAGCUGUUCCUACUUCCGACGGAAACGACGAGACCACCUCCGAGACCUCCUCCAAGACGUCCUCCAAGAGCAGCUCCUCCAGCUCUUCGUCUUCCUCUUCGGCUUCUUCCACCACCUCCUCUUCCUCCUCUGGAUCCGGAUGGAGCAGAUCUUCCUACUUCACUCCAGGCUCCAAGGACAACGUCACCUUCCUCAACCACAAGGGUGGUUCUGGCUCCGGCACUUUCUCCUACUGUUUCGGUAACUCGAUCUCUUACUGCGGUUCCGACGGCGAGUCUGCCUCUUCUUCCAGCGUUGCCCUUGACGAGGUCACCAUCGACUCGAACGUCGAGUUCCUCAUCAUGUCUGGCGUGGACUGUGACGACUCUUCUGCUGGCGACUGUGGCUACUACAGGUCCGGCAUCCCGGCCUACCACGGUUUCGCUGGUGCUACCAAGAUGUUUGUGUUCGAGUUUGAAAUGCCUACUGCCACCGACUCUGCCACCACCAACUACGACAUGCCGGCCAUCUGGCUGCUCAACGCCAAGAUUCCAAGAACUCUGCAAUACGGUAGCGCAGACUGCUCUUGUUGGUCUACUGGCUGCGGAGAGCUCGAUCUGUUUGAGAUUCUUUCUUCUGGCUCCGACAAGCUGAUUUCCCACCUCCACGACGGCCAGGGCGACAACGGCUCCUCCUCUGGCGGAGGCGGAUCGCAGGACUACUUCCAGAGACCUACCGACUCGUCCAUGAAGGCUGCUGCCAUCUUCUACGACGGAGAGGUCCACAUUGUUGUUCUUGACGACGACGUCGACUUCAGCGACUCUCUCGACACUGACACUGUGUCUGAGUGGCUGAACAAGUCUGGCUCUACUGCCAGCAUUUGA